This is a messenger RNA of Scutellospora calospora, 178 nucleotides long. Lineage: Eukaryota; Fungi; Glomeromycota; Glomeromycetes; Diversisporales; Gigasporaceae. The record is from the annotation of a GenBank genome assembly.
AUGGACAACUUUCAGCAAAGAAUGGCUGAUCUUCUUAACAAAGCUCAAGCUUCGAAAAGUAAAGUCGCGUCUACUUCUGAGGUUGCAAGUACAAAUUCUGAUGAAAAAAAGACUCCGAAUAAAUCUACUCAAGAUUUUCAAUCUCUUAAAGAUAUUUGGCGUAAAAUGGGUUCCGUGG